Molecule: messenger RNA, 1131 nt
Organism: Plasmodium relictum
Lineage: Eukaryota; Apicomplexa; Aconoidasida; Haemosporida; Plasmodiidae
Product: conserved Plasmodium protein, unknown function
Exons: 2
Coding region: 1-1131 (376 amino acids)
Source: RefSeq, a predicted model, not a curated record
AUGAACAAUCAUCCAGUUAUAAGUAUAUUAUUUAACAAAUACAAGGAUAUUUAUAAUAAGUUACCGAAUAAUUUACAUAUAAUUUUAUUACCUGAAGCAAAAACCUUACUAAAUACAAACAUUGAUAUCGAUUUUAUAAAAAAACAUAUAUUUUAUAAAUGCCAUUUAAAAAAUAUUUAUAUAAAUUUGCUUGAUCAGUGUAUUGAAAUUGACUCAAAAUAUGUAAAUACAGGGUAUGGCUUUGAAGAGAAUAGGAAAUGUGAAAUUAUAAAAGAAGAAAUUAAUUCUAAUUAUAAAUUUCUAAAAGUAAUUUUUAUUAGUUUGCCAUUAGAAGGAGAAUAUGAAAAAAAUUUAUCUAUAAAUUAUAUUAAUAAUAAUGAAAAUGAUAUAAGCACUUCAGAUUAUAAAAAUGAUGUAACCUUUUUUUUCAAUAAAAAUAGCAUUUGUAGGGAGUUCUUAUAUUCUCAAAUUUUAGAUUUUGCAUAUUCUUAUAUUAUUGUUACAGGAUAUGAAAAUUUUAUUGGGAAAAAAAUUUUAAGCAUAGUAGAUGAUACGUUAAAAUUGCAAAACAGCGAAAAUGAAAAAUUUUUCAGCACUGAUAUAAAAAUUCCCUUAAUUAAAUAUGUAUAUUCAUAUUUGUAUAAAAUUAUAUGGAAACAUCUAAUUAAAAAUUAUGAGAAAAUAGAAUAUAGCAUUCAAAAAAAAAUGAAUACUCUUAGGAACAAUAUAAUUGCCUUUUUAAAAAAAUCAAAUCUUGAGAAUUUUAGUUUAUUUCAUGUGGAAACUAUAUCUUUUCAUCUUAAACAGAUCGAAAAAUGCAUUAACCCCAUUGAUAAGAUUUAUAUUUUAGACAACAUAAGUAAUAUAAUAUGUGAAAUAAUUUCCAAGAAAAAUAUCAAUUUGAAAAAAAAAAACUAUUUGGAAAUUUAUGAUAUAAAUAGUGAUAAUUUAAUUUCUAUUCUUGCAGCUUCAAUUGCUUAUAGUCAAAUACAAAAUAUAAUAAGUCAUUCUAUUCAUUUACAUAUGUAUAUAGAUAAUUUAAGCACCUCUGAAAAAAUUGAUAAAUUGUCUUUCAUUUUUACAAUAUUUCAUUCAUCAGUAAUUUAUCUAUGCGAUAUGAAUGAUUUAUAA